AGUUAUUUGAGAUCCUUGGAGUUAUCAUGGGAGUGCAUACCCAAACUCUAGUCUCUGCAAAAUGGCUUGCAAAUAUGGUAAAAAGAAAUCUCGUUGGACCACAUUUGAGAAUCCUGGACACGUCCUGGUACCUCCCAAAGAUGAAACGAGACGGCAGGAAGGAAUUUGAACAAUCUCAUAUCCCAGGAGCGCUGUUUUUUGACAUAGACGAGUGUUCUGACAGGAGUUCAAAGUUCGACCAUAUGCUGCCAACAGAGCAGUUUUUUGCAGAUUAUGUUGGAAAUCUGGGCGUCAGAAACGACAGUCAUGUUGUUGUUUACGAUGCAAGCGACUUUGGGGUAUUUUCUUGCUCGAGGGUUUGGUGGAUGUUUCGAGUGUUUGGCCAUCCUCAUGUAUCUGUGCUCAAUGGGGGUUUUAAGAACUGGAUCAGAGAGGGUCACCCGGUCACGGGGACAUGGAACAGACCUGAACCCACCAAGUUCACUGCCACUAAGAACCGUUCAUGGGUGAAGUCGUUUGAGGACAUCACAAAUAACAUUUCAGCUCAGAGCUUUCAGGUGGUGGAUGUGAGGCCUUUUGCAAGAUUCAAAGGAGAGAAGCCUGAGCCGAGAGAGGGUGUCCAACCAGGCCACAUCCCAGGUUCUAAAUGCAUGCCUUUCAACGAGUUCCUAGAUGGUGAAGGCAUGAUGCUUCCCACAAAUGAGCUAAAGAAGUUCUUUGAGAAGUCACGAGUGGACCUGAGUAAGCCCAUGUGUGGGACCUGUGGGUCUGGUGUGACAGCUUGUCACAUGGUGCUGGCCGCUCAUCUGUGUGGUGCUCCUGGAGCGUGUGUGUAUGACGGAUCCUGGUUCGAGUGGUUCACCAAGGCUCCACCAGAGCACAUCAUCUCUGAGGCUAAAAGCAAGAUUUGAAAAGAUGGAGAAAACCAAUUAUCUUUCAGAAUAACAACGUCCUUCAAAACAACAUAAAACACGUUUCAUUUAUGUAUAAUGGAGUAUUUUUUAAAUGUUUGUCAAACACGUGUCACUCAUUUAUGUUUGCAUAAACUCUCACUCUCUUCUGCAGUGAAAUAACUUACAAUAAACUAAUAUUUU
This is a messenger RNA of Melanotaenia boesemani (Boeseman's rainbowfish), 1094 nucleotides long. Its product is annotated as 3-mercaptopyruvate sulfurtransferase-like. Lineage: Eukaryota; Metazoa; Chordata; Actinopteri; Atheriniformes; Melanotaeniidae. Bases 27 to 911 code for a protein of 294 amino acids. Gene Ontology annotation, molecular function: thiosulfate-cyanide sulfurtransferase activity. Gene Ontology annotation, biological process: transsulfuration. The transcript is spliced from 2 exons. Gene Ontology annotation, cellular component: mitochondrion. The record is from RefSeq and is a predicted model, not a curated record.